ACAAUUCGUUAUCUGAAACCGGUUAUCUUACUGUAAUUCGAUGCGAGUUCCGGAAAUGUAUUGGUCAGUUCGACUGCUAAUUCGUAGCUAGCCUAGACUAGCUAGAUUACCUUGCUAACCGGUUAUCUGUAUCCAGGGUCGACUUUGUCAUUUUUUGUAGUGUAUAACUUUGCUGAUAAUUGACUGAUCGCGUUGUAAGCCGAUAUAGAAGCUGUUUGGGAUUGAGGUUCCGGUCUCUGCUCGUGGUGUCUGUUCGACCCGCUGACACCCAGGCUCGGGUGGUAUGGUACUCCGGCCCACAUGAGUUCUACUAUGUGGUACAUAAUGCAGAGCAUUCAGAGUAAAUAUUCGCUCUCCGAGCGGCUGAUUCGCACCAUCGCCUUCAUCCGCUCCUUCCCGCACGACAAUGUGGAGGAUCUCAUCCGCAGGGGAGCAGACGUUAACCGAAUGCACGGCACGCUGAAGCCUCUGCACUGUGCCUGCAUGGUGGCUGAUGCCGACUGUGUGGAACUGCUGCUGGAGAAGGGAGCGGAGGUGAACGCGGUGGACGGCUAUAACCGCACGGCGCUGCACUACGCGGCGGAGAAGGACGAGGGCUGUGUGGAGCUGCUGCUGGAGUACGGAGCGCUGCCCGACGCUCUGGACGGAAACAAGGACACGCCGCUGCACUGGGCCGCCUUCAAGGACAACCCCGAGUGCGCCCGCGCCCUGCUGGAGGGCGGGGCCCAGCCCGACGCGCGCGACUACAACCGCGACACGCCGCUGAGCUGGGCCGCCAUGAAGGGCAACCUGGAGAGCGUGCGCGUGCUGCUGGACUUCGGCGCUCAGGCGCGCGUCUCCAACCUGAAGGGCCAGACGCCCGUGUCGCGGCUGGCCGCCCUGCUGGCCCGGGGCCUGGGCGGCGAGCGGGAGGAGGAGUGCCUGCGGCUGCUGUGCCGCGCCGCCGGGACCCCCGCCCCCCCCGAGCUGGCCCGGGACCCCCCGCUGCUGGGCCGCCGCCCGCCCUCACUGCGCUCGCUGGCCCGCUGCUCCGUCCGCACCGGCCUGGGCACCCGCUUCCUCCCCACCGCCGUCAAGGAGCUGCCGCUGCCCGAAUCCGUGCAGGAGUACGUCCUGCUGAGGCACUGAGGGGCCCGGGGCCGGGGGGAGCACGAGCACGAGCAUUUAGGGGAUUGAGAG
This is a messenger RNA of Conger conger (European conger), 1179 nucleotides long. RefSeq names its product ankyrin repeat and SOCS box containing 8 (gene asb8). NCBI's taxonomy places the organism in Eukaryota, Metazoa, Chordata, Actinopteri, Anguilliformes, Congridae. The coding region runs from base 301 to 1128 and encodes 275 amino acids. The record is from RefSeq and is a predicted model, not a curated record. The transcript has 4 exons. Gene Ontology annotation, molecular function: protein binding.